This is a messenger RNA of Aspergillus homomorphus CBS 101889, 480 nucleotides long. RefSeq lists its product as uncharacterized. The coding region runs from base 126 to 395 and encodes 89 amino acids. The transcript has a single exon. NCBI's taxonomy places the organism in Eukaryota, Fungi, Ascomycota, Eurotiomycetes, Eurotiales, Aspergillaceae. The record is from RefSeq and is a predicted model, not a curated record.
CAUCAUUCCAGAUAGAAACGAAUUUGCUCGCACAUUACUCCCUACAAUUUGCGGUCAUUGCAAUUUCAGAGCAUUUUGCAGACUCCUAUGGUACUACAACCUCCAUCUCAAGAAGCCAAUCGUAAAUGGAUCCUCUCCGUGAUGGUCAUGGCAAAGCACUCCAUUCAGAGAAUUCAGCAAUCCUAAUUUUCGGCGCGAUGAUGAGUUCACGUAUCGAAUGUCGAAGAAAGAAGACCAAAGAGUUCUCAAACCCUGAACCUCGGUCUUCAGUGUCCGAUCUGUUUUCCUGUGCAGACGGAAUGAAGAUCAUGUCGCAAGCGACAUGUGGCGAGGCGACAAGGCAUGCGAGAGUGUCCGAGGGUCACGCAUUAGGUAUCCAAAGCGGCGACGGGUAGCUUAGGGGAACAGAUAGUAUAAGGACUGCAUUGUACCGUAGCGCUCUAUAGGUUGUGAAAGUUCGCACGUGGUAGUGCAAGCUAC